Syngnathoides biaculeatus (alligator pipefish) is the source of this 1730-nucleotide messenger RNA. It is a transcript of the gene fam3a, whose product is annotated as FAM3 metabolism regulating signaling molecule A. The record is from RefSeq and is a predicted model, not a curated record. The transcript is spliced from 11 exons. Bases 291 to 1001 code for a protein of 236 amino acids. NCBI's taxonomy places the organism in Eukaryota, Metazoa, Chordata, Actinopteri, Syngnathiformes, Syngnathidae.
AUUAUUUCCGGAAGAUAAUCGACAUGAAUUCUUAAUAACCAGCUGCAUUUUCCCCCUCGCCCAAACUUGACAAAAACGAAGAAAUACCCGUGUGUUUCUGUCCAAAUUGCGCAUUCUCUGGAGCAGCUGCUCUUGACAAAAGGCCCAAUGAGAAAAUUGCGAAAAAAGUAGUUGAACUUCUUGGCUAACGACUCCUCCUCGUUCUUUCCAUCUAAAUCGACAGCGACGAGAGGAAUCAACACUUCACAGAAGCGUGGAAACGGCAGGUGCGAUCGAAGGGGGACCUAAUCAUGAGAUUAACAGGCCCCAUGCGAGCUGUGGCAGUGGUUCUCCUGGUGGGACUCACAUGGCUGCUGGCAAGUACUUUGUUUGGAGGGGAAAGCGUUUCUUUUAUGCGCCAUUUCCUCAAUAGUGCUAGUCAGGAACCAACAGCUGAGCCUUUGACAGAAAUGGAAGAAGUUCGACCACGGAGGUAUAAAUGUGGCCUUUCAGCGGCGUGCCCCCCGAAACAUCUGGCUUUUCGUCUGGUAUCUGGGGCUGCCAAUGUCAUUGGGCCCAAAAUCUGUCUGGAGGAUAAGAUGUUAUUAAGCAGUGUGAAGAACAACGUUGGCAGAGGAUUAAACAUCGCUUUGGUGAAUGGGGUCACGGGCGAACCUCUAGAAACAAAGACCUUUGACAUGUGGGCAGGAGAUGUUUCCGACCUAUUGAAAUAUCUCCGGCCGCUCCAUGAAGGAACACUGGUGUUUGUGGCCUCAUUUGAUGAUCCAGCUACAAAAUUGAAUGCAGAGUCUCGGCGAUUGUUUGAGGAGCUUGGGAGCACUGCUGUCAAGGAGCUAUCUUUUCGGGACAGCUGGGUGUUUGUUGGCGCUAAGGGCAUCGAAAAUAAGAGUCCAUUUGAGCAGCGAAUGAAGAAUAGUAAGAGCAGCAACAAAUACGAAGGCUGGCCCGAGUCACUGGAGAUGGAUGGCUGUAUUCCCUUACGACCACCCGUGGAAGUUUAAUCUAGGCCUUUGCAUACAGCAGUUUUGUCAUAGCGGACCAGCAAACUGAUUGAUUGAAAGCCAAAGAGUUACUAUUAGACCACCCCGCUUAAGUCACACGCCUGAAGAUCUUGGUCUUGGCCUUGAGGUAGACAUGGCUAAAUGUGGAAGUGGUUGUGAAAGAUUUUUUUUUCCUGAUAUUAUAUUAAUGUGUGUGUGCAAUGUUAUAAAAGGGAAAUUUGAAAGGUGACUGAUAUAAUAGUGAGGCUGAAGUGGGUCUUCUUUUAGGAGAAAGGGCGACUUAUCCUGGCCUGAAAGUUUAAACACGCACUAUAAAGUUGCACCACAUCCUCAAGUCUUCACUUUUUAGCAGUUUCAUGAAGGGUAAUCAGGUUUAGUUCUGCUGAAGUUUAAAGUAAAUGCUGUAUUUUAUAUUAAAGCUGAAAUAGGUCUUUUAAUGCAAUGAAAAAUAUUUGUGAAAUUGUAUGCAUAUAUUACAAGCAGCAGUUUGUUUACCUUAGAAUAUGAUGUACAAAAUAAGACUUAUCAACAUCGCUUGUCAAUUUUGUCCCACAGUAUGCAAAAGAUAGCUUUGCUAUCUUGGUUCCAUGUAAGACUGCUCAAGUUUUUUUUUUUUUUUUUUUAUAUUCAAUGCUGGUUAUUUUUACAGAGGGCUUUUUUGGAAAUUUGUACUUUUUUUUAAUGCAUGGUUGUAUGUUUGAUGUGUAUGAGCUAUUUAAUGUGUAAAAA